Saccostrea echinata is the source of this 2845-nucleotide messenger RNA. RefSeq names its product RNA-binding protein 25-like. The transcript has 18 exons. Gene Ontology annotation, cellular component: spliceosomal complex. The record is from RefSeq and is a predicted model, not a curated record. NCBI's taxonomy places the organism in Eukaryota, Metazoa, Mollusca, Bivalvia, Ostreida, Ostreidae. Gene Ontology annotation, molecular function: mRNA binding. Gene Ontology annotation, biological process: mRNA processing; regulation of alternative mRNA splicing, via spliceosome. Bases 26 to 2326 code for a protein of 766 amino acids.
GUUUUUCCUUUCAAAGAAAGUGAUAAUGUCUUUCCCCCCAAGACCACCUAUAGGAAUGCCUCCCAUGGGAUAUACAUAUGCUCCCGUGGGUAUGAUGCCCAUGGGACUUGGAAUGAUGCCUCAGCCGGUGAUGAGGCCAAUAGUUACAACUCAAAGUGCAGUUGCACAGCCAGCAAAAGCAUUUAAUAGGAAACUAGUUCCUCAGGAAAUUCCAAAGGAUGAGAAAGAAGAAAAACCUCCUGUUACAACAGUAUUUGUUGGUAACAUCAGUGACAGAGCACCUGAUGCUAUGAUUCGACAGAUGUUGCAGAGAUGCGGAAAUGUACUCAGUUGGAAACGUGUACAAGGUGCUUCAGGAAAAUUACAAGCAUUUGGGUUUUGUGAAUAUGAAGAUCCAGAAGCCACUCUACGUUGUAUGAGACUUUUAAAUGAAUGGGAAAUAGCAGACAAGAAAUUAGUGGUGAAAGUAGAUGCUAAAACAAAGACACUCUUGGAUGAAUACAUAUCUAAAAAGAAAUCCAGAACAAGUGAAGCAGAGGGAGAUGACAAAGAAAAGAAAGAGAAUGGAGAAAAAGAAAGUGAUUCUAAAGUAGAGGAAGACUUAGAUGAAUUUACCAAGAGAGAGGAUCGUGUGGCAAAGGCCGGUCUGGAUGCCAUUAUGAGAGAGUAUGCUGGAGAUCUUACAAAGAAGGUGUUUCCAGAUGUUGAAAAGGAGGCAAAGCCAGUCAAAAAGAAAGUUGAGGAAGAAAAGAUUAUAAAAGAUACAGGAAUAGAUGACAUUGAUAUUGAAGAUGACAAAAGGGAGAUAAUUCAUAGAGAAAUCAAGAGCUUCAGAGAUCUUCAUAAAGGAGAGGAUGAAGCAGAAAAAGAUGCUGAGAAGGACAAAGAAAGGGAAGAAAGAAUCAGACUUGCAGAGGAAAGGCGAAGACGCGAGAGGGAAAGAAUGAAGGAGAGAGAGAGGGAGCGGGAAAGAGAACUGGAAAAGGAACGUUAUGAAAGAGAAAGGGAAAGAGAACGCAUCAGAAGUAGGACAAGGUCAAGGUCACGAUCUCCAAAGAGGUGGAGGGAGAGGUCAAGAUCAAGAGAAAAGGAAAGGAGGAAGGAACGUGACAGGGAUGCUGAGGAUGAAGAGGAGGCAUAUGAAAGGAGGAAACUGGAGAAGAAACUACGUGAAAAGGAAGCAGCAUAUCAAGAGAGACUGAAGAAUUGGGAAGCCAGAGAAAGAAAGAAAGCACGGGAGUAUGAGAAAGAAAGGGAAAGAGAGGAGGAAAGGAAGGCAGAGGAGGCGAGAGAGGCACGAAGGUUGAAAGAAUUCCUUGAAGAUUAUGAUGAUGAAAGGGAUGAUGUGAAAUAUUACAAAGGCAGCUGUCUAAACAGGAGACUAAAAGAAAGGGAGAAGGAGAGAGAGGCAGAUGCACGAGAUAGACAGAGAGAAAAGGAGGAACUCGAAGAGAUCAAACGAAAGUUACUGGAUGAGGGACACCCAGACCCAGAAGCUGAAUUAAUGAAGAUUGAACUGGAGAGGGAAGAGCAUCUGAAGCCUCGUCUGAAUAUAUCUGAAGAAAAGUCCCCUGUCAGCCAGAAAGAGCCAAUCCCUGUAGACUCGUCAGAUGAAGCUGAUGAGGAGGAAGAGGAAAAGCCACAAUUACCCCCCAAUAUGAAGUCCACACUGAAACCCAUUGACGUAUCAAACAGUGUCACACCUAUGUCUGAGGAUAAUGACAGCAAUUUCCCACCCCCUGAUGAGGACUCGCAACCUGUGUAUGGCCCAACCAAGGAGGAAAAUGCUAAGUUAGGAUUUGGUGGGCUGAAGUUAGGUAGUAGUAGUAGUCCAACUGAAAGCAUAUCCAACAAGAGGAAGAAACUGACAGUAGGGGAUGUGUUCAACCAGGAUGAUGAAGAUAGUUCAUCAGGUGCCAAAAAACGUAAACUUGUACCUCUGGAUUACGAUGACGAUAAGGAAGGGAAGAAAGGGGGAGCCACUGCAGAGGAGAAACGAGUGAAAAUAAAACAACUCAUAGAGAGCAUUCCCACAGCUAAAGAUGAAUUGUUUGCUUAUCCUCUGGACUGGAAUAUAGUGGAUCAAGUCCUUAUGGAUAAAAGGAUUAAACCUUGGGUUAACAAAAAGAUCAUUGAGUACAUUGGUGAGGAAGAACCAACACUGACAGAAUUUAUAUGUCAGAAAGUGAUGGCUAGAAGUGGACCUCAAGCAAUACUCAAUGAUGUAGCAAUGGUGUUGGAUGAGGAAGCGGAAGUGUUCGUGGUGAAAAUGUGGAGAUUAUUAGUGUAUGAAACAGAAGCCAAAAAACUAGGACUAGUCAAAUGAUGAUUGUGUGAUUAGACUGUUUUACUGUGAGUUGGUGAAUGAUAAGUGCCAAAGAGGGACAGUAUGUAUGUAUUAGUGUGUGAUUGACCCAGCACAACCAACACAGUGCUGUAUGAUCCCAGUCCUCCCAAUUCUGUUCUGCUUCCAUUCCAUCAAGACAAUCCAGGUUCUAUAUCAUGGUUGUGGUACUGAUUAUGUACACGUCAACAUUAACAGACAGACCAUCAAGAAUCAUGCAAGAUGAAAUCAGGGUGUAAUUUUAUGAAUAUUAGUUUUGUAUUGUAUGUGUAUCUGCAUACAUGAGAUUCAAAUGUGUGAUAAAAUGAUAAAUGUGUUUCCAUGUUAAUGAGAAAUAUAAGGAGUGAAGUUAUGACUGUUUAUGAAAUUAUCUGAAUGAAUGCAGUAAGUGAAAUCCUUUUAAUUUUGCAUUGUAAAUACUCAUUAGACAUUGGUCUCAUGUACAUCAGAAACGAAUGCUUUUGAACAUGAAAAUAAAAAUCAUUCGAUAUACAAAAUUAC